Molecule: messenger RNA, 1368 nt
Organism: Lodderomyces parapsilosis
Lineage: Eukaryota; Fungi; Ascomycota; Pichiomycetes; Serinales; Debaryomycetaceae
Gene: DCW1
Product: putative mannan endo-1,6-alpha-mannosidase
Exons: 1
Coding region: 1-1368 (455 amino acids)
Biological process (GO): carbohydrate catabolic process; fungal-type cell wall biogenesis; budding cell bud growth
Molecular function (GO): mannan endo-1,6-alpha-mannosidase activity
Source: RefSeq, a predicted model, not a curated record
AUGAAGUUUUGGUUGUCACUCGCUUUACUAUUGGCAAAUUUAUUGCCAUUCUUGCAAGCUUUACCCCUUGAUACCAACAAUGUCACCUCAGUACGAGAAGCGUGUAAUUUGAUUGCCAAGGGUUUGCUCGACUAUUACGAAGGAACUAAGUAUGGGGGAACUAUUGGUGAAUUUACUUCACCUUAUUAUUGGUGGGAAGCCGGUGGUGCAUGGGGUGGAAUGAUUGACUACACUUUUUACUUUCAAAAUGAUACUUUAGUGCCUUUGAUCAAGCAAGCUUUGGAAUACCAAGUGGGAGACGACAACAAUUAUAUACCAUUGAAUCAAAGUACUACCGAAGGUAAUGAUGAUCAAGGCUUUUGGGGUAUCGCUGUGAUGGGUGCGGCAGAAAGAAAUUUCAGUAAUCCCAAUAAUAAAGAGUUGAGUUGGUUGGGUUUAGCGCAAGCUGUGUUUAAUACAAUGACAGCGAGAUGGGAUGUUGAUGACUGUAAUGGUGGUUUGAGAUGGCAGAUUUUCCAGUGGAACUCUGGUUAUGAUUACAAGAAUUCAGUUUCCAAUGGAUGUUUAUUCCACUUGGCAGCCAGAUUAGCAAGGUAUACACAAAACGAUUCUUACGUUGAAUGGGCGCAAAAGACGUGGGAUUGGAUGUAUGGAGUUGGUUUGUUAACUGAGGGAGACCAUUGGUUUGUAUACGAUGGUGUCAAGAUUGCCAACAAUUGUUCGAAUAUAACCAAAUAUCAAUGGACUUAUAAUCAAGGUCUUAUGUUGGCAGGGUGUGCAUACCUUUACAACUACACUGAAGAUCAAAAAUGGUACAACUAUACCGUGCAAUUAUUGAAUAGUGCACAAGUGUUUUUCAAAAACAUGUCGGGAAGCAGUGUCAUGUAUGAAGCUGCUUGUCAACCAUCUAAUACAUGUAACAAUGAUCAAAGGUCGUUUAAGGCAUACUUUUCCCGAUUCUUGGCCCUUACAGCACAGUUGGUGCCAGAAACUUCGGGUAUCAUUUAUAAAUGGUUGGUUGAUUCUGCAAAUGCAGCUGCAGGUGCUUGUUCUGGUGGUAUUGAUGGCCACACUUGUGGUCUUUCAUGGACAAACUGGACAGUGGGAUAUGAUGGAUACUAUGGAUUGGGGGAACAAAUGUCAGCGUUGGAGGUUAUACAAAGUGUAAUGAUUUACCAUGAUGCGCCAGCACCGUACACAGCUGAGACUGGUGGUUCGUCUGAGUCACAACCUGAUAGUGGAUACGGAACCGUGGCUACCAACGCUAAACCAUUGAGCUUGGAUUCAGGUGAUAAAGCUGGUGCGGGUAUAAUCACAGCCAUUAUCGGUGCUUCCUUGAUUGGAUGCUGUGUCUGGUUGAUACUAUAG